AUAAAUUAAUACCUAUCUAUGAGUUGUAGAAACAGGACCUUAUUCAAGUGAUGUUCUUCAAUUUUGGGCAAACCAAGGCGGAAAAAGAAAAAAAAAAAAAAAUGGAAAAAGCCCAGCCUUUUGAAGUAUCAUCUUCCACAUCUCCUGAUCUUGUUCCUAAUCAUGAUUGUUCAAGAAAGUAUGAUGUGUUCUUAAACUUUAGGGGUGAAGACACUCGUAAGAACUUCAUGGGUCAUCUAAGAGUUGCUUUGUCUGAAAAAGGAAUCGAAACCUUUAUAGAUGACGAUCAAAUCGAGAGAGGCCAUUUCAUAUCUCCACAACUGCUUCAAGCGAUCGAAAAUUCCAGUUGCGCUGUCGUUAUUCUCUCACCGAAUUAUGCUUUCUCGACAUGGUGCUUAGACGAACUCGUCAAGAUUCUUGAUUCCAUGAAAACGAAGGGUCAGACUGUAAUUCCAAUCUUCUACCAUGUGGAUCCCUCUGACGUGAGAAAACAAACGGGAACCUUUGGGGACGCAAUUGCUAAACAUGAGAUGUGUUUGAAUGAUGACUUUGAAAGGGUGAACAACUGGAAGAUUGCAUUAGCAGAACUUACCAAUCUUGCGGGUUUGGAUCUCAAAAAUUAUAGGGAUGAAGCAAAUUUUGUAAGGGAGAUAGUGGAAGAGGUGUCACGUAAAUUGAGUAGCAUGGCAUCGUUAAAGAUAGUCCAAGACAAGAAUUCACUUGUUGGAGGUCUCAUAUCUUCAACUUCUGUGGUGGUUAAACUAAUUCUCUUCGUUCUUUUCUUUUUUCUUGUCAUUUCUCCCCUCUUGGCGUUAUUGUUCUUCAAAGUUUUAGUCCCCAUAAUUUUGCUUAUCAUCGGUGAUGAUGAGCCCUACUUUAAAAGGUUGGUGAGAUCGCCUUAAUUUGGGGAAAAUAACAAAAUCUGCAUACUACUUGUUAUGAUUCGUGACCGGAUUUAUAUCAUGUUUAUGCUUAAUACGAUGUUUUUUUUUUUUUAUGAUUUAUUUGUUUUUGAUAAUA
This is a messenger RNA of Morus notabilis, 1020 nucleotides long. Its product is annotated as disease resistance protein RLM3. Bases 51 to 902 code for a protein of 283 amino acids. Gene Ontology annotation, biological process: signal transduction. Lineage: Eukaryota; Viridiplantae; Streptophyta; Magnoliopsida; Rosales; Moraceae. The transcript is spliced from 2 exons. The record is from RefSeq and is a predicted model, not a curated record.